AUGGCCGCCACGAAGACGUACCGCCUCCUGUGUCUGGAGAACCCGCUGCUGGACAUCAUCGCCGAUGGCGACCAGACGCUGCUGGACAAGUACAGCCUCAAGGCCAACGACGCGAUCCUGGCGGAGCCGCAGCACCUGGCCAUCUACGAGGAUCUGCUGACGAACCGCAAAGCGAUCCUGAGCGCGGGCGGUGCGGCGCAGAACACGGCCCGCGGGGCCCAGUACAUGUUGUCCCCCGACAGCGUCGUCUUUCUCGGCGGCGUUGGUCGCGACAAGUAUGCCGACAUCCUGGCCGAGACGGCGGCCAAGGCAGGUCUGCGGGUCGAGUACCGCGUCGACGACAAGGAGGCCACCGGCCGCUGCGCCGUGGUCGUGACCCCGGGCCACCGCAGCAUGGUCACCGAACUGGCUGCGGCCAACCACUACGAUCUCGGCCAUCUUCAGUCAGCUGCCAUCUGGCCGCUCGUCGAGGCUGCGGAGGCCUACUACAUUGGCGGCUACCACUUGACCGUGUGCCCGCCGGCCAUCAUGGCACUUGCCCACGAGGCCGCUGCCCGGAACAAGACGUUCAUCCUGUCCAUCUCAGCCCCCUUCAUCCCGCUCGCCUUCAAGGACGCGCUCGACGCCACGCUGCCCUACCUCGACUACGUUCUCGGCAACGAGGGCGAGGCCGUCGCUUUCGGCAACGCUCACGGCCUCUGCAACAUCGACCUCGCCGAUAUCGACAACGUCUCGACCGACGAGCUCAAGGCCAUCGCCAAGCACCUCGCCAACCUGCCCAAGGCCAAUGCCCAGCGCAAGCGCGUCGCCAUCGUCACCCAUGGCAGCAAGCCUACCAUCGUUGCCGUCCAGGGCGACGCCGACGUGCUCGAGUUCGCCGUCUUGCCCAUUGCUGCUGCCGACAUCGUCGACACUACUGGCGCCGGCGAUGCCUUUGCUGCCGGCCUCGCUGCUGGCAUCAUCGAGGGCAGCUCGCUCGAACAGAGCAUCAAGCAGGGCCAGUGGCUCGCCCGCCUCUCGCUCACCCAGCUGGGCGCUUCGUAUGUCGCUUAG
Grosmannia clavigera kw1407 is the source of this 1053-nucleotide messenger RNA. Its product is annotated as adenosine kinase. Gene Ontology annotation, molecular function: adenosine kinase activity. The transcript has 2 exons. The coding region runs from base 1 to 1053 and encodes 350 amino acids. Lineage: Eukaryota; Fungi; Ascomycota; Sordariomycetes; Ophiostomatales; Ophiostomataceae. Gene Ontology annotation, cellular component: cytosol; nucleus. The record is from RefSeq and is a predicted model, not a curated record. Gene Ontology annotation, biological process: purine ribonucleoside salvage.